UUUAACCUGAAUUUUCUGAUCGUUACUUUUGCUUUGUCGAAUUUUUUCAACUUCCACGUUGCUCACGUUUCCCCAUUUUCUCUUUGAUGAAGUAACUUCCAACCACUCCUUAUAAAGUCUCACCCAUUGAGAAAUUAACUGCCCAAUUCGUUUCAAACUAUUUAAAAAAAGAAUUCAACUUUUCAGUUUGGAGAACUCUGGUGCUUCUUGAGAUCUUUCUGGGGAAAACUUCUCUUUCUUGUUCAGUGAUUAACGCGGUUGCUGCUGGAGAUAAGAGUGACGACAAGGUGAAAGGUUUUUUUAAAAGUUUCCGUUGAAGGAUAGAACGUUCCCCUAUGCUGGUGCUGAGGACUUAGAGCGUUCGAGCUCUGACUCGAAGGAAGACGUAAGGAUUCUUGACGAAACUUUGGCCAUGACUUAGGUGACGUCUUAUUUUAAUGUGAUUUUUGGGACCCUUGCCUAUUCAGACGCUUCAAUUUACUUCAGAUGCAGCCCAUUAUUCUAAGACCAGAGUCAAUUCCAUGUCUAUGGAAGAAAUGCUUGAGAAGGCUAAAAAGAAGUGGAAGCAGACAUCUAUUGCCCCUGCAUCUUCCACUGCUGCUGAGGUAGUCCUUGACGCCAAGCCUAUUGAUUUCAGGGUUUCCGAGAAGAAACCUAAGAAAAAACCUGCUGAGAAGGUUUCCAACGCUCGUUCUGCUUCUUCUUCCAAGGAUAAACAGAUUAAGGAAGAGGAAUAUGAAGUCAGGGUUCCUGCCAGUUUUCUAUCUGGGGAGCCAAAUGCUGCGUCGCUGUGGCCUACCACUGAAAAAAUAUUUUUCACUGGUUCUGCGAAGCGUCUAAGUCACUUCAAGCCUCCUGAAAUAGUGGGGGAAGCUAUCAACCUGCAAUUGAAUGUAAGGGCGUUGUCUUUUCUUCCUAUCUCUUGCUGAAUGCCUUAUAGUUCUUUUAACUUCACUUUGCUUUUUGCAGG
Molecule: messenger RNA, 970 nt
Organism: Chenopodium quinoa (quinoa)
Lineage: Eukaryota; Viridiplantae; Streptophyta; Magnoliopsida; Caryophyllales; Amaranthaceae
Exons: 2
Coding region: 522-929 (135 amino acids)
Source: RefSeq, a predicted model, not a curated record